Molecule: messenger RNA, 1154 nt
Organism: Hypoxylon trugodes
Lineage: Eukaryota; Fungi; Ascomycota; Sordariomycetes; Xylariales; Hypoxylaceae
Product: Molybdopterin biosynthesis MoaE
Exons: 2
Coding region: 216-1004 (262 amino acids)
Biological process (GO): Mo-molybdopterin cofactor biosynthetic process
Cellular component (GO): cytosol
Molecular function (GO): molybdopterin synthase activity
Source: RefSeq, a predicted model, not a curated record
UUUGGGUAAUACCCGCGAGAAGACUCGUAUAACCCGAGGAUUAGUAUUACCUGUAGGUAAUUUCCAUUCAGCUGGGGACUAAGGGGGGUAAAAAAGACAAAAAGGAAGAGGAAAAAGGCCGAAGAAUGUAAAAUGUAGAUAACUAGAUAAAGGUACCUAGGUACAUAUCUAGAAGUUACCAUUCGUCAUUCGUCGCGCGACUAGAUGCAAUAAUAAUGAAAGGCUACAUAAAUAUCUUAAUUAUGUGCAUAAUUAGGUAUGCAUGUGGUGGGUCUAUUGUUCGAUUAAGUGGGGUACUAGGCAUUCUGGCAUUCAGACUUAUAGGCCUUGAGCAACUUCUUAUUCCUACUACUCUGCCACUGCCUCUAAUCGAUAAAUUUCUUAUCAUUAGGUAUAUACAGUAUAACCACAAACCACGUUCGCAGACUCUAAAACCACCUUUUUCAUUUUCCGAUAGUCAUACCGACGUCGAAGAGAUGAACCCUGAAACAGCUGAGACAAUAGAGACAAUAGAGACAGCCAAUGUCGAGGAGGAUGACUGCUACGUUGGGCUGACCCGGAACUGUCUCAACCCCAACGACGCGAUAGACAGAGUCCGUAGUCCCCAUGCCGGCGCGAUAGUCAUGUUUGCAGGCACGACCCGGGAUAACUUUGGGGGUAAACCUGUAAAAGAGCUACAAUACUCGGCUUAUAGCCCUCUAGCAUUGCGGACUAUGCUGUCCAUCUGCAAAAACGUCCGCGCCGAGCAUGGUCUUAUAGCAAUAGCUAUGGUCCACCGUCUCGGCAUCGUGCCUAUAGGAGAAGAGAGCAUCCUGAUAGCUGUGUCCGCGCCGCACAGGCAAGCCGCCUGGCGAGCCGGCGAACAGGCUCUUGAGGAUUGCAAAGAACGUGUCGAAGUUUGGAAAAGAGAGGAGUUUGAGGGUGAAGACGGCGUUUGGAAGGCUAAUAGAGACGGCGCAGCAGGUCAUAAAAUCUUGCAUGCAAAUAAAACACCAAGCUCUUAAUAAGCCCUUAAGGCCAGCAUACCCCGUCUAUCUACAAGGAUGUCCGCUUCGAUCAUACAUCAGCGAGGUCGAUCACGCGCAUGACACAAGUAUCCAUCAGCCCAGUCCUCACAGACCAGUGCUCGUUUACUAAUAAUCGAACCAGCAGGA